Molecule: messenger RNA, 2861 nt
Organism: Tupaia belangeri chinensis (Chinese tree shrew)
Lineage: Eukaryota; Metazoa; Chordata; Mammalia; Scandentia; Tupaiidae
Gene: HPS1
Product: HPS1 biogenesis of lysosomal organelles complex 3 subunit 1
Exons: 22
Coding region: 413-2518 (701 amino acids)
Biological process (GO): vesicle-mediated transport; melanosome assembly
Cellular component (GO): BLOC-3 complex
Molecular function (GO): guanyl-nucleotide exchange factor activity
Source: RefSeq, a predicted model, not a curated record
CUACCCGGAAGCAUCGGGGCACUCAGGGCUGACCCCACGGUGUGUCGGCAGCGACCUGUGUCCCCAGGCCCGAGGAUGCUGCGCGUGCUGCUCUUCUGUGAGCAGGUCACUGAGGGUGUCUGCUGCAGCCCCCUGUGAACCUCUAGCUGCCUCCAGAGCUCCCCUGUGCUCUUCGCCAAGGUAGAUGGUCCUGCCCACCCGGGCAGACGGGGAAGCUCCUGCCCCACCUGGGGCUCUGGGAGGCCAGCCGGAAGCAGAGGGAGCUGUUGAAUCGCUGAAAUACCCCUCAAGCUGUGAAGCGCCUCUUCUGCAGCUGUCUUCUAUCUGAGGGAAAGACCUCCCUGGGGUGCUCAGGGGCAGAGGUGCACCAGCUGCCCUCCACUGCAGGCCAGGCACUGACCGUCUGCUGCAGAUGAAGUGCGUCCUGGUGGCCACGGAGGGUGCGGAAGUCCUCUUCUACUGGACUGACGAGGAGUUUGAAGACAGUCUCCGGCUGAAGUUUGCACAGUCAGACAAUGAGGAGGAGACGCUCCCCGCUCUGGAAGACCAGCUCAGCACCCUCCUGGCCCCAGUCAUCAUCUCCUCCAUGACCAUGCUGGAGAAACUCUCAGACACGUACACCUGCUUCUCUACAGAAAAUGACAACCACCUGUACGUCCUUCACCUGUUUGGAGAAUGCUUGUUCAUCGCCAUCAACGGAGACCAGACUGAGUGCGAGGCGGACCUUCGGCGGAAGCUGUGUGUGCUGAAGUACCUGUUCGAGGUGCACUUCGGGCUGGUGACAGUGGACAGCCAGCUCAUCCGAAGGGAGUUGCGGCCCCCAGACCUGGAGCAGCGUGUCCAGGUGUGGGAGCAGUUCCAGAGCCUGCUGUGGACCUACAGCCGCCUGCGGGAACAGGAGCAGUGCUUCGCGGUGGAGGCUGUGGAGCGGCUGAUCCACCCCCAGCUCUGUGAGCUGUGCAUCGAGGCGCUGGAGCGGCACGUCAUCCAGGCUGUGAACUCCAGCCCCGAGCGGGGUGGCGAGGAGGCCCUGCACGCCUUCCUGCUCGUGCACUCCAAGCUGCUGGCUUUCUACUCCAGCCACAGUGCGGGCUCUCUGCGCCCUGCUGACCUCCUGGCCCUCAUCCUGCUGGUUCAGGACCUCUACCCCAGCGAAAGCACAGCGGAGGACGACGAUGUUCAGCCUUCCCCACGGAGGCCCCGGAGCAGCCAGAACAUCCCUGUGCAGCAGCCCUGGAGCCCUGACUCCGCAGCCCUGACCAGGGGGCGAUCUGCAACCACAGAGACAGACAGCUUCUCCCUCCACGAGGAGUACUUCACCCCAGCUCCCUCCCCUGGUGAGCAGAGCUCAGGUAGCACCAUCUGGCUGGAGGGGGGCACCCCACCCACUGAAGCUGCUCAGCUAGCUGAGGACAUCCUCCACACACUGAGAGCUCCUUCCUCAGCGCGUUCGGGGCCCAGAAGGAUCUUCCUGGAUGCCAGCGUGAAAGAUGGCUACUGCCCCAUGGUGCCCCACACCAUGUACUGCCUGCCCCUGUGGCCGGGCAUCAACCUGGUGCUCCUGACCAAGGGCCCCUGCACCGCCCUGGCCCUGGCCCUGUACCAGCUGCUGGAUGGCUUCUCCCUCCUGGAGAAAAAGCUGAAGGAGGGGCAGGAGGCCGGGAGUGCCCUGCGGUCCCAGCCCCUCAUGGGAGACCUGCGCCAGAGGAUGGACAAGUUUGUCAGGAAUCGAGGGGGACAGGAGAUCCAGAGCACCUGGCUGGAGUUCAAGACCAAGGCCUUCUCCAGAAGUGAACCAGGAUCGUCCUGGGAGCUGCUCCAGGCAUGUGGGAAGAUGAAGCGGCAGCUCUGCGUCCUCUACCGGCUCAGCUUCCUGGCCACAGUGCCAGGCGGGACUUGCCCACACCUGCCCCAGCACCUGCAGACCCAAGUCCAGACGCUCCUGCAGGAGAAGCUCGCGGACUGGAAGGACUUCCUGUUGGUGAAGAGCAGGCGGAACGUCACCAUGGUGUCCUACCUGGAAGACUUCCCAGGCCUGGUGCAUUUCAUCUACGUGGACCGCACCACGGGGCAGAUGGUUGCGCCUUCCCUCAGCAGCAGUGAGAAGACUUCAUCAGAGUUGGGCAAGGGGCCCCUGGCUGCUUUUGUCAAAACCAAGGUCUGGUCUCUGAUCCGGCUGGCACGCAGGUACCUACAGAAGGGCUACACCACGCUGCUGUUCCAGGAGGGCGACUUCUACUGCUCCUACUUCCUGUGGUUCGAGAACGACAUGGGGUACAAACUGCAGAUCAUUGAGGUGCCCGUCCUUUCUGACGACGCGGUCCCCAUCGGCAUGCUGGGAGGAGACUACUACAGGAAGCUCCUGCGCUACUACAGCAAGGGCCACCCGGCCGAGGCCGUCCGGUGCUACGAGCUGCUGGCCCUGCACCUGUCGGUCAUCCCCACAGACGUGCUGGUGCAGCAGGCUGGCCAGCUGGCCCGGCGCCUCUGGGAGGCCUCGCACAUCCCCCUGCUCUAGGCCGGGGUCCACUCCGCUCUCCCACCCGCUCAUACUCGCAUGUGCUCCCACAGCAAGAGCCUCCCUGUCCACAGCGGCCAUCCCGAAGAUGGGGUUUCUUAGACUCUACCUGAGUACACUCCAUGAAGAGAAAAGAGCAAGCCCCAACCCUGACCUCUGGAGGAAGAGGGAGGCCGUGGGUUAUGUUUGUCUCCUUAAAAGAUCAGCGGUGGGGCCUGUAGUGGUGUGAUUAAGGUGCUGGACUCCCACAUGGCCGACUACAGUUUGAGUCCCAGGCCCAGCGGCUUAAAAAUUAUGGCAGACGUGUGUGCGUGCCCAAGAUCCCAGGAGAAUGGAGGAGAAG